Molecule: messenger RNA, 900 nt
Organism: Arthroderma uncinatum
Lineage: Eukaryota; Fungi; Ascomycota; Eurotiomycetes; Onygenales; Arthrodermataceae
Product: U3 small nucleolar ribonucleoprotein IMP4
Exons: 2
Coding region: 1-900 (299 amino acids)
Biological process (GO): rRNA processing
Cellular component (GO): small-subunit processome; Mpp10 complex; nucleolus
Molecular function (GO): snoRNA binding; rRNA primary transcript binding
Source: RefSeq, a predicted model, not a curated record
AUGAUACGACGGCAAGCACGCGAGCGGAGAGAUUAUCUCUAUCGCAAAGCUCUACUGCUCAAGGAUGCCUCGAUCGCAGAGCGAAGAGCGACGUUGAAAGCGUCCCUGGCGUCAGGGAAACCGCUAGACCCGUCGAUCGCGAACGACAGGAGUUUAAGAGAGGAUUUCAAGUACGAUGAAUCGCUUCCAACGGCCGACCCCAAGUCGAAGGAGGGAGAGGAAAUCGACGUCGACGAUGAGUAUGCGGUUACUUCGGGCCUCGUAGACCCGCGGCCGCUCGUUACGACCUCUCGCGACCCUUCUUCACGUCUGAGCACGUUUGCUAAAGAGAUACGGCUGCUCAUGCCUACGUCGAUACGGCUGAAUCGAGGAACGCUCGUUCUCAACGACCUGGUGGCCAGCGCCACUGCUUCAGCACUCAGUGAUAUGGUCAUUCUACACGAACACAGAGGCACACCGACGGCAAUCACCAUCUCCCAUCUUCCUCAUGGUCCGACUGCCAGUUUCUCUCUACACAACGUCGUCCUCCGAGCCGACAUCCCCAACGCCUCGCGGGGAACGGUCUCGGAAAGCUACCCUCACUUGAUAUUCGAAGGGUUCACGACGAAGCUGGGGAAGCGGGUUGUCCAGAUCCUCUCCCAUCUCUUCCCUCCCCGAGAACCAGGCAAGAUUGGCAGCAGAGUGGUCACGUUUAAAAAUAUCGAAGACAGCAUCGAGGUACGGCAUCACGUCUUUGUGAAGACUGGCUAUCAAGACGUCGAGCUAGCUGAGGUUGGUCCUCGUAUGACCAUGCGGCUGUUUGAGAUCAAGGGAGGCACCCUGGAGAAAGGUGCCGGAGGAGACGUUGAAUGGGCUCUUACCCAGUACACAAGGACGAGCAAGAAGAAGGACUAUUUAUGA